AUGGCUUCCAACGGUCACAGGAAAUCACCAUGCAGCCGUAUGGUAUUAAUCCAUGCUGCCGCAUGGACACGAGAUGGCCUCUCAUGCAUGGACUCGAAACUAGUACAAGCUGAACACUUGACCUUCAAUGGGCUUCAUUUAGCAAGCAACACAUCCAACCCUCUAGGAUUCAUCUUCACGCUCGUGACAGUGGCUCAACUACCUGGAUUGAACACACUUGGAAUUGCAUUGGUAUGUUUUGACUAUGCUUCAUGGGACAUUACUCCUAUCCAUCUCCAUCCUCAAGGCACAGAGAUAAUUACUGUUUUAGAAGGUAGUAGUCAGGACUCGUUCACUAUUAGCAAAAAUGUGGGAUAUGGAAAUGCUGUUACCAUCUCUGCUGUCAAUUGCCAAGACCUCGAAAUCAUCAUUGUAGCAAGUUCCGUUUUCAUUUUAGUACCAAGUACCAAUAAUGAUGUUUUUGCCAAGGCAAUUGAUCAAGUGGAUAAGAACACAAUUGAUUGA
Molecule: messenger RNA, 504 nt
Organism: Olea europaea var. sylvestris
Lineage: Eukaryota; Viridiplantae; Streptophyta; Magnoliopsida; Lamiales; Oleaceae
Product: putative germin-like protein 2-2
Exons: 3
Coding region: 1-504 (167 amino acids)
Cellular component (GO): cell wall
Source: RefSeq, a predicted model, not a curated record